AGAGCAUGUUUGCCUCACAAACUCGCGUCCCUCUCCAGACAUUCUCCUCCUCUUCUUCGCCAUGGAAAACUAAGGGAGCCAAAAAAGAGAGAGAGAGAGAGAGAGGAAAAGCUUCGAAUCCAACUGCGCAAUUGGUUAUGGCGUUUCUUCUGCCAAAUCUAUCUCCUCCCCUUCUUCUCCAGACCGGAAAACCCCUCAAAGAAAAACCCAUAUUCAAUCAACCUCCAUCAUCUUCUUCGUCGUCGUCUUCAUCCACUUGCCUCGAUUUUGAUGUGGAAAGCUUCUCUGUACUCUCUCUCUCUAGCGUUCAGGCUCCUCCUCCUCUUCAAGCCGCGCAGGUUAGCACGAAGCCCAGUGCGCAGGAUAAGUACCACCAUAGCAGAGACGAGUUCUACGUUAACCUUGGAGUCGCUGUACGGACGCUCCGCGAGGAUUUGCCUUUGAUCUUCACCAAGGAUCUCAAUUACGACAUCUACAGGGAUGACAUAACAUUUGCGGAUCCACUGAACACAUUCACGGGGAUUGAGAACUACAAGUUGAUCUUCUGGGCACUUAGAUUUCAUGGGAGGGUAUUGUUCAGAGAGAUUUCCCUGGAGAUAUUGAGAGUGUGGCAACCAUCAGAGAACAUGAUCCUCAUAAGGUGGAACCUGAGGGGUAUCCCUAGGGUUCCAUGGGAGGCAAAAGGGGAGUUUCAAGGCACUUCCCGUUACAAGCUCGAUCGAAAUGGCAAAAUUUACGAGCACAGAGUCGAUAACUUGGUCCUCAACUUCCCUCAACAGCUCAAACCUGCAGUCUCUGUUUUGGAUUUGGUGGUCACCUCCCCCGCAAGCCCCAAUCCUACAUUCUUAUUCGGCCCCGUGGACACAUACUCGUCUUCGUGGGUUGAGUUCUAUCAGGAAGUUAGACAGACAUUGGACCGGAGAAGCAGUAUGCCUUUGCAAGACAGUUUAGUCGCAUGCUCGUAGCUGCUGGAUUGGGUUGCAACACACCUCAACGCACUUUAGGUAUAUAUAUGUAUGUAUAUAGUAGUGUUUUGGUGAAGGUGGUUAUAUAUACAUAUAUACAGGCAGGCAAACGGGUUGAGUAGAUGUGGUUGAACUAGCGGGUAGAAACUUGUAUAUGCAUGUGCAACUGGAUCUUUCAAGAUCAUAUAAGGUGUGACACCUGAGAGUAUACAAGCACAUUUUGGUUUC
Messenger RNA from Tarenaya hassleriana, 1193 nucleotides. RefSeq lists its product as uncharacterized. NCBI's taxonomy places the organism in Eukaryota, Viridiplantae, Streptophyta, Magnoliopsida, Brassicales, Cleomaceae. The transcript is spliced from 2 exons. The record is from RefSeq and is a predicted model, not a curated record. Bases 6 to 965 code for a protein of 319 amino acids.